Messenger RNA from Cynocephalus volans (Philippine flying lemur), 2790 nucleotides. RefSeq names its product cadherin 12 (gene CDH12). The record is from RefSeq and is a predicted model, not a curated record. NCBI's taxonomy places the organism in Eukaryota, Metazoa, Chordata, Mammalia, Dermoptera, Cynocephalidae. Gene Ontology annotation, molecular function: calcium ion binding; cadherin binding. The coding region runs from base 406 to 2790 and encodes 794 amino acids. Gene Ontology annotation, cellular component: catenin complex; adherens junction; plasma membrane. Gene Ontology annotation, biological process: cell-cell adhesion mediated by cadherin; homophilic cell-cell adhesion; multicellular organism development. The transcript has 12 exons.
AAGAAGCAUCGCUGAGUCUUUUACUCACUGGGAACCUCUGAGGAUUUCAGCUGAUCUUUUUCUCCCCUUAGAUAGCGAAGAACUCAACAUAAACAGGGAAAAGGAGCACAGCAUGCAGCUACUCGGAGGGUGUUGAUUGCAAAACUUCCAUCUCCCCACCCCAUUCACGGUUGAUUUGACUGAUUUCUCACCUUGUUCACAGGGAAUAUUUCAAUUAAGGUCCCUUUAGAUGGAAUAUAAUACAGCAGAAACCUUUUCAUCAAAAAGAUUAAUGCCUGCAUUAUCAUUUCUGCAAAUAAAAUAGAAAGCUAAGUGGUGGAGGCCACAGACACCUCAAACCUGGAUUCCGCGAUUCUACAUUAAGAGCUGGAGUUUUGUUACUCUGCUGCAGGAAAGCCUUUGCCAAUGCUUACAAGGAACUGUUUAUCCCUGCUUCUCUGGGUUCUGUUUGAUGGAGGUCUCUUAACACCACUUCAACCACAGCCACAACAGACUUUAGCCACAGAACAAAGAGAAAAUGUUAUCCACCUGCCAGGGCGACGGUCACAUUUCCAACGAGUUAAACGUGGCUGGGUAUGGAAUCAAUUUUUUGUGCUGGAAGAAUACAUGGGCUCCGAGCCUCAGUAUGUGGGAAAGCUCCAUUCCGACUUAGACAAGGGAGAGGGCACUGUUAAAUACACCCUCUCAGGAGAUGGCGCUGGCACCGUUUUUACCAUUGACGAAACCACAGGGGACAUUCAUGCAAUCAGGAGCCUGGAUAGAGAAGAAAAACCUUUCUACACUCUUCGUGCUCAAGCUGUGGACAUAGAAACCAGGAAGCCCCUGGAGCCUGAAUCAGAAUUCAUCAUCAAAGUGCAGGAUAUUAAUGAUAAUGAGCCCAAGUUUUUGGAUGGACCUUAUGUUGCUAGUGUCCCGGAAAUGUCUCCUGUGGGUGCAUAUGUGCUCCAGGUCAAAGCCACAGAUGCAGAUGACCCGACCUAUGGAAACAGUGCCAGAGUCGUUUACAGCAUUCUUCAGGGACAGCCUUAUUUCUCUAUUGAUCCCAAGACAGGUGUUAUUAGAACAGCUUUGCCAAACAUGGACAGAGAAGUCAAGGAACAAUACCAAGUACUCAUACAAGCCAAGGAUAUGGGAGGACAACUGGGAGGAUUAGCUGGAACGACGAUAGUCAACAUCACCCUCACUGAUGUCAAUGACAACCCACCUCGAUUCCCCAAAAGCAUCUUCCAUCUGAAAGUUCCAGAGUCUUCUCCUAUUGGCUCAGCUAUUGGAAGAAUAAGAGCUGUGGAUCCUGAUUUUGGACAAAAUGCAGAAAUUGAAUACAAUAUUGUUCCAGGAGAUGGGGGUAAUUUAUUUGAUAUCAUCACAGAUGAGGAUACACAAGAAGGAGUCAUCAAAUUAAAAAAGCCAUUAGAUUUUGAAACAAAGAAGGCAUAUACUUUUAAAGUCGAGGCCUCCAACCUUCACCUUGACCACCGGUUUCACUCUGCGGGCCCUUUUAAAGACACAGCUACAGUGAAGAUCAGCGUGCUGGACGUGGAUGAGCCGCCCGUCUUUAGCAAGCCGCUCUACACCAUGGAGGUUUAUGAAGACACCCCAGUAGGGACCAUCAUUGGUGCUGUCACCGCACAAGACCUCGAUGUGGGCAGUAGUGCUGUCAGGUACUUCAUAGACUGGAAGAGUGAUGGGGACAGCUACUUUACAAUAGAUGGAACUGAAGGAACCGUCGCCACUAAUGAAUUACUAGACAGAGAAAGCACCGCGCAGUAUAAUUUCUCCAUAAUUGCGAGUAAAGUUAGUAACCCAUUAUUAACCAGCACAGUCAACAUACUGAUCAAUGUUCUAGAUGUCAAUGAAUUUCCUCCAGAAAUAUCUGCACCAUAUGAGACAGCAGUGUGUGAAAAUGCCAAACCAGGACAGAUAAUUCAGAUAGUCAGCGCUGCAGACAGAGAUCUUUCACCUGCUGGGCAGCAAUUCUCCUUUAGAUUAUCACCUGAGGCUGCCAUCAAACCAAACUUUACAGUCCGUGACUUCAGAAACAACACAGCUGGAAUUGAAACCAGAAGAAAUGGAUACAGCCGCAGGCAGCAAGAGUUAUAUUUUCUCCCUGUGGUAAUAGAAGACAGCAGUUACCCUGUCCAGAGCAGCACAAACACGAUGACUAUUCGAGUUUGUAGAUGUGACUCUGAUGGUACCAUCCUGUCUUGUAAUGUGGAAGCAAUUUUUCUACCUGUAGGACUUAGCACCGGGGCUUUGAUUGCAAUCCUGCUGUGCAUUAUCAUACUCUUAGUCAUAGUCGUGCUGUAUGUAGCGCUGCGAAGGCAGAAGAAAAAGGACACCCUGAUGACCUCUAAAGAAGACAUCAGAGACAACGUCAUCCAUUAUGACGAUGAGGGGGGCGGGGAGGAGGACACCCAGGCUUUUGACAUCGGGGCUCUGAGAAAUCCCAAAGUGAUUGAAGAGAACAAAAUUCGCAGGGAUAUAAAACCAGACUCGCUCUGUUUACCUCGUCAGAGAGCACCAGUGGAAGACAACACGGACCUAAGGGACUUCAUUCAUCAAAGGCUACAAGAAAAUGAUGUGGACCCAACGGCGCCGCCAUACGAUUCAUUGGCCACCUAUGCCUACGAAGGAGAUGGGUCUGUGGCCGAGUCCCUCAGCUCCAUAGACUCCCUCACCACCGAAACCGACCAGGACUUCGACUACCUGACAGACUGGGGACCCCGCUUUAAGGUCUUGGCAGACAUGUUUGGUGAAGAAGAGAGUUACAAUCCAGAUAAAGUCACUUAG